AUUAGGGUUCUGCACUUCCGCUGCGUCCCUGAAGCUUGAAGAAGGACGCGAAAUGGCGAUUGUUUUGGGGAAUCUCUGCAUCAAAUUCUCAGCAAAGCUUGGAUUUCAUGUCCUAUCCUCUCGGGUGAAAAGAGCCAGUGUCAUCAGCUGUUGCAGAGGUUACGGAUCCUCCGGACCCGUGAGAUACAUUCCUAAGAAAUAUCGCGAGGUCGACGGGAAACCAUUUUCUCCCCCUACGAAGAGCUCUGAAGAAUUGGAUAAGUGUUCAGAUUCCAAUUCUUCAAGUAAAAAGUAUCAACUGGGAGGGAGAGGUGUGCCGAGAAUAUCGGGCUUGGAUGAGGAAUACCAAGAUCAACCUUCCGUUGCCGACAGAGUGUGUCAUUCUGAUAGUGUGAAUUCAAUCCAAUCGCGUGGGGAUACCAUCCAAUCUUUAGAGUUGAAUGAUGACACUAAUAAUGAACUGGAGGUCACUGAUGAUGAUUUAAUGGGGGAGCUUGAAAUGGUUGAAGAUGAAACUGGAACUUCUUUUGUGAAGAAGCUUUAUGAAGAGGACACAGUAAAAGCCAGCAAAACUAAACAAGAUGCCGAGAAAUUGGUUAUUGAAGCACUUGGAAGGAGAGCAUAUACAGCAGUUGAGCUGCGGAAAAAACUGCAUGGAAAGAGAUUUCCUCACAAUAUAAUUGAGGAAGUAAUUACUGAUUGCCAGUGCAGGGGGUUAAUCAAUGAUUACUUAUAUGCAGAAUCUUUUUCACGGUCUAGAUGGUCUUCGUCAUUUUGGGGGCCUAGGAGAAUCAAGCAAGCACUGCACCAAAAGGGAGUGGAUGGAGCAGAUGCAGAGAAGGCAAUGAAACUCACUUUUGAGCAUGGUGAUUCUGGUGGUGAUCAGGAGUUGAGAUUUGGCAUGUCUGAUUCUUCAUUGGAACGUCUAUUUGUUCAGGCCUCCAAGCAAUGGCAGCGGGGUGGGGAUGUGCCACAUGAAACACGGAAAUCACGAAUUGUUAGGUGGCUACAAUAUCGAGGGUUCAACUGGAGUGUUACCAACUACAUUGUAAAGAAGUUGGAAGCCCAGCAUCCACCAUAGAGCAUGCUUGUCUUUAAAUCCAUUGAUUACAUGGUAUAAGAAAAAUAUUGACAAAUUGAUGAAGGGGUUUCUCAUUGCUCAGGUAAGUCAAGAGGAAAUUGCCAUCAUGAAGACCUCUUGAGUUUCCUGCAAAAUUGUGAUCCAGGAGUUCCAAGCACUGCAUAACUUGAGGAUCAUAACAACUGAUGACUUCAUUCAAUCUGGUAUCUACUUUGUCACGUGUAUGGUAGCAGAAGUAUCAGUUUCCAUGUGAUGACACUGCAAAAGCCAUGGAGAGUUGUUGCCUUUGAAUUCUGUCAUGCCCAUGUUACAUAGAAGUUGCUGCCUAUGUUGGCCAACUUGGCCUGCAGUUGUAGUAUGAGAAAUUGAGAAUGACUACUAGCACACAAAGAACAUGUCAAGGAAGAAGUAUUAAACUGUGGGGCCCAAGAUCUGGGGGAAAAUUUGGCAAAUAUUGAUGUUGAUAGGAUUGGUAUUUUACUUACCGAAUUUCUCAAAUCUCCUAUUAAUGGGUGUCUCUUCUGACUCCAGCCCCUCAUUUGGGUAUGUUUGGAAUGUAAGAAAAGAAGAAAAGAAACACAUAAACUCAUCAUUAUUUAAUCAUUGUUUUUGUCUUA
Molecule: messenger RNA, 1698 nt
Organism: Macadamia integrifolia
Lineage: Eukaryota; Viridiplantae; Streptophyta; Magnoliopsida; Proteales; Proteaceae
Product: regulatory protein RecX
Exons: 6
Coding region: 53-1081 (342 amino acids)
Biological process (GO): regulation of DNA repair
Source: RefSeq, a predicted model, not a curated record